CGGGGUUUAUGACUUUGUGGCUGUGGUAACAACCAAGCGGAUCCAGUUAACAAAUAGGCGAUCAACCGCUUUUAUUUUUGUGUCAACAACUUAACGUUUAGUCAUGGUGUGGUGCUCAGUACCUGGAUGUGCCAACUACAAGCAAGCACAGGCCGCUGGGGUAACGUUUCAUCGGUUACCUGCCAGAGAUAUUACUCGUAGUCGACAGUGGCUGGCGGCAAUAAAGAACGCAGCCUAUGAUGUGAAUACUUCACUGGAUAAAUAUCCAAAUGUCCGGGUUUGUAGCCAGCACUUUCAGCCAGAGCAUUUCGAAACGGACCUUAAAUCUCAACUGAUGGGGUUGCCAGGUCGUCGAACGUUGAAAAGUGAAGCUAUUCCAUCGAUUUUCCCCUUGACUUCAAAGAGGAAGGCAUCCGAUCAGCCAACAUCAGCGCAGCAGAAAACAAGUCGAGUUGAGUAUCUGAAGAGUAUUGAAGCUCUCAUCACACCAGAGGUGGCUCCAAUAUUGCCUGGAAGGAAGAACAAAGGUGUUCUGACCCGUCCCCGUGUCCAGGAUUCUGGAACCAGCAUUGACAUUACACCUGAGAGUGCAGAUGUGUGUGUGAACAGAGCCUGUCUGCUGCAGCUCUUCCUAAUCUGCGAGAGAUGUGGCUGCGACUGUGAUGCCAGGAUCCAGGAUGAACUGGGUUGCUUCUCUGUUGUUCAGACGUGUCCGUUCUGCAGUCACCACAGGAAAUGGAUGAGCCAGCCCUCUUUUUCCCAGGAAACCUGUGGAUUGAAUGAAGAGGCGGUUGGAGGGACAUUGUCCCAGCCAUGUGAAGACAGACACCCAGACCUAGAGAACAUUUGCUUGACUAUGGAAAUCACUGAGGAGUUGUGUGAACAUGAUGCUCGGUCCUCGGAUGAGGAGAGUGAGGAGGACGAAAAGCCGAAGAAGCGGAAUAAGCAGGAGAGAUCAGAUGAGACCGAGUGGAAGCCGUCUGAUGAGGAAGACAUUGUAAUGGACUCUGAUUCUUCUGAGGAUUUGGAAACGGCAGGUUCCUCUGGUCUAACAGAAGAGGCCAACGUUGAUAAUUCUCAGAGCGGAAUAGAGAAAGAAGAGAGACUUGUGGAGUGGUGCACUGACUGUGGAGCCGAGCCUGUACUCGCCUGCACCACACAACGCCAUAAGAAGCUGUACGCCUGUGGUCUGUGUGUGACUGAGGUCCAACAAGCUGUUGGAUUUGACCGAUUCUACAUGCAGUUCGAGGACCCGGCCAGCUUCAAGGAACAUGUACGACGUGAACACAACACAAAACCUCAUAGGUUGCUCUGUACAGACUGUGGCAUCUUUCCUCACAAGAAGGACCAUUGGUGUGAGCACAAGAUCAAGAAAUUCCGCUGUGUAGACUGUGGUAAGCGCUGUAGGACUGAAACGGGUAUCAAGAUUCACAGGCACCUCCACCACCCUGACCAUGUUUUCCCCUGUAAGUUCUGCCUGCAGCCAUUCAAAACCAGGUCAGACAAACUGACACACGAGGAAAGCCAUCAGGAUGAGAACUCUCCCUACCAGUGCUCAGAAUGCUCCGAAAAAUGUGAUGACCUAAUGGCAAGGAACAGCCACCUACGAACCCACAGCAACCUGAAUAGAAACAUCUGCCACACUUGUUACAAAGAAUUUUCUAACAAAAACCAUCUGGAGAGGCACAUGAUUAUUCACAAAAGGCAGAAGCCCCACAUGUGCCAGGUCUGCCAACAGUCCUUCAACCAAGCGAGCAACCUUAAGUCCCACAUGCGCCUCCACACAGGGGAGAGGCCCUUCAAGUGCCAGCAGUGUGAGAAGUGCUUCAAUCAUAAUGUCAGUCUGAAGAACCACAUCCAACGCUAUCAUGGCCAUGAGAAGAGUAUCACAAGCUGAGGAAGAGGAGAGUACCACAGGCGGAGGCAGAGGAGAGUAACACAGGCGGAGGGAGAGGAGAGUAACACAGGCGGAGGGAGAGGAGAGUACCACAGGCGGAGGGAGAGGAGAGUACCACAGGCGGAGGGAGAGGAGAGUACCACAGGCGGAGGGAGAGGAGAGUAACACAGGCGGAGGGAGAGGAAGAGGGGAAGGGAGAGAUAAGGUGAGGCCCAGAGGGACAUCUAGAACCGCUGGGGAAAGAAAUGUAGCUCUAGAAGACUUGGAUUGAUCACAGCAGUGUUGUGUUCAUAGGGCAUACCGUAGCAAAACGUUUUUUUCAACAGGAAAUGAAAAUGUAGCUAUUUACUACUACUUUAACCAGUACUUAGUUUGUGUUGAUGUUAUAUAACAUGUAUUGAUGACUGUCUACAUUAUUUUAAUCAUUUGGAAUUCCAGUUGUUUUAAUAGUUGUUGAAAUAUCAUAUUAGAAAAUAAUUUUCUUAUAUUUUUAUGGAGGAUUUGUGUAUUUGCUGUCAUGAGGAUGAUUAAUGUUGCAUUUUGAAAUAUGGCCUUUAUAGAUUUUCGUGCAACUUUUAAGAUUUGAAGUCAAUGUAAUAUUCAAGCUCAAUAUAGUAUCUAACUAUAUCACUGAUUCAUAGUCCGCUUAGUUCUGUGACAUAAACAGAAUUGUUCAA
Messenger RNA from Salmo salar (Atlantic salmon), 2574 nucleotides. RefSeq names its product Zinc finger and BTB domain-containing protein 17 (gene zbt17). NCBI's taxonomy places the organism in Eukaryota, Metazoa, Chordata, Actinopteri, Salmoniformes, Salmonidae. The record is from RefSeq and is a predicted model, not a curated record. Gene Ontology annotation, biological process: regulation of transcription by RNA polymerase II. Gene Ontology annotation, cellular component: nucleoplasm. Gene Ontology annotation, molecular function: RNA polymerase II cis-regulatory region sequence-specific DNA binding; DNA-binding transcription repressor activity, RNA polymerase II-specific.